UAUCAGUAGCAAUCGUCAAUCAAAGAUCUUAUCAGGGGCAGUUGUAUCAAUCUCCAACUCACAAUAACAACCCCGCACCAGCAAAAAAAAGAGAGAAAAAAAAAAGACAUGGGUGACCACACCUUCUUCUUCUAUGGAACCCUCAUGGCCCCCUCAAUCCUCCACCGCAUAAUCCACGGCUCCCCAACCCCCGAACUCUGGCAAAAGGCCCUCCUCACCACCCGGCCCGCCCUCUUACCCGGAUACAGACGCUAUCGAGUGCAUAAUGCAGAUUAUCCAGCCAUUUUACCUUCCUCUGAGGCCGAUUCGGCUGUACUAGGUGUUGUUGUCACGGGGCUUACGGAAGGGGAUGUAUUGAGAUUAGAUACCUUUGAAGGGUCACAAUACGAGAAGCGUACUGUGAAGGUCAGGGUUUUGAAGUCUACUGCUGCCUCUACUGAGAAUAAGCAAGCUCAGGAUGGGGAUGACAAAGCCUUGCAGAAGGGAUUGGAUCAGACUGCCCAUCUGGCUGAGGGUGGUAAUGAGACUGAAAUGGACGAGGUUGAGGCGACGACAUAUGUAUGGACGGACCUGGAGUCGGAUCUUGAUAUGCAUGCGGAGUGGGAUUUUGAGUCUUUCAAGAGGGAUAAGUUGCAAUGGUGGAUUACUGCACCGGAGGAUGACUUGUGA
This is a messenger RNA of Talaromyces stipitatus ATCC 10500, 669 nucleotides long. Its product is annotated as disease resistance protein Aig2, putative. Lineage: Eukaryota; Fungi; Ascomycota; Eurotiomycetes; Eurotiales; Trichocomaceae. Bases 109 to 669 code for a protein of 186 amino acids. The transcript has 2 exons. The record is from RefSeq and is a predicted model, not a curated record.